AUGAAGGUCUUUGUGUGUCUUCUUGCGCUGGUCGCGACCACCCAGGCUGGCUUCCUCGGAGGCCUUGGAGGCUUCGGCGGCGGCGGCGGUGGCGGCCACGGAGGCGGCGGCUGGUCUAGCGGCGGCGGUGGACACGGAGGCGGCGGCUGGUCCAGUGGCGGAGGCGGCCAUGGGGGAGGAGGAUGGUCUAGCGGCGGAGGAGGUGGCUGGAAGUCCUCCGGCAGCUUCGGCGGCCACGGAGGCGGAGGCUAUGGCGGCGGCGGCCAUGGAGGCUGGUCCGGCGGAGGCGGAGGACAUGGCGGUGGCGGUGGCGGAAAAGUGAUCAAAGUGAUCAAGAUCAUCUCGUCCGGCGGCCAUGGAGGCGGCGGCGGUGGCCACGGAGGCGGCUAUGGCGGCGGUGGCCAUGGAGGCUGGUCCGGCGGAGGCGGCGGAUGGUCCGGCGGUGGCGGCGGACACGGAGGCGGCGGCUGGUCAAGCGGAGGCGGCGGCGGAUGGUCCAGCGGCGGAGGAGGAGGCGGCGGAUGGUGGUAA
Phlebotomus argentipes is the source of this 531-nucleotide messenger RNA. RefSeq lists its product as uncharacterized. The record is from RefSeq and is a predicted model, not a curated record. The transcript has 4 exons. NCBI's taxonomy places the organism in Eukaryota, Metazoa, Arthropoda, Insecta, Diptera, Psychodidae. The coding region runs from base 1 to 531 and encodes 176 amino acids.